Molecule: messenger RNA, 9108 nt
Organism: Strigops habroptila (Kakapo)
Lineage: Eukaryota; Metazoa; Chordata; Aves; Psittaciformes; Psittacidae
Gene: NFASC
Product: neurofascin
Exons: 31
Coding region: 158-4150 (1330 amino acids)
Biological process (GO): cell-cell adhesion; brain development
Molecular function (GO): cell-cell adhesion mediator activity
Source: RefSeq, a predicted model, not a curated record
GGCGCGGCCGCGCUCGGGAGCGCGCAGUGCGGCGCACCGAGCCCGGCUGCGGCGAGACCCGGCGCUCCCCGAGCAGCUGAGGAUCCGUCUGUGCGUGCCGCUGCUCUGCUCACCCUGGGGGACACGACUGAGGUCCUAACGCUGCCCAGCAUCCAAAAUGGUCAUGCAAAGACACCACCUCACCUGCGCAGGAAUAGCAUUCGUUCUCUACCUUCAUCACCUCGUCAGCACCAUUGAAGUCCCUCUGGACUCAAAUAUUCAGAGUGAAUUGCCUCAACCCCCCACAAUCACCAAGCAGUCCGUGAAGGACUACAUCGUCGACCCAAGGGAUAACAUCUUCAUUGAAUGUGAAGCCAAAGGGAACCCAGUGCCCACCUUUUCCUGGACGCGGAACGGGAAGUUCUUCAACGUGGCGAAGGACCCCAAGGUGUCGAUGCGGCGGCGGUCGGGGACGCUGGUCAUUGACUUCCACAGCGGAGGCCGGCCGGAGGACUAUGAGGGCGAGUACCAGUGCUUCGCCCGGAAUGACUAUGGCACUGCUCUCUCCAGCAAGAUCCACCUCCAGGUUUCUAAGUCUCCCCUGUGGCCCAAGGAGAAGGUGGAUGUGAUAGAGGUGGAUGAAGGUGCUCCGCUCAGCCUGCAGUGCAACCCGCCGCCGGGCCUGCCCUCUCCUGUCAUCUUCUGGAUGAGCAGCUCCAUGGAGCCCAUCCACCAGGACAAGCGCGUCUCCCAGGGCCAGAACGGGGACUUGUACUUCUCCAACGUGAUGCUGCAGGAUGCCCAGACUGACUACAGCUGCAACGCGCGCUUCCACUUCACCCACACCAUCCAGCAGAAAAACCCCUACACCCUCAAGGUGAAAACCACCCGAGGGAUUACGGAAACAACCCCCAGCUUCAUGUAUCCCUACGGGACCUCGAGCAGUCAGAUGGUGCUCAGAGGAGUGGACCUCUUGCUGGAGUGCAUCGCUUCAGGAGUACCAGCACCAGACAUUAUGUGGUACAAGAAAGGAGGAGAGCUCCCAGUAGGCAAAACCAAGCUGGAAAACUUUAACAAGGCUCUUCGUAUCUCCAAUGUCUCCGAGGAAGACUCCGGGGAGUAUUUCUGCUUGGCCUCAAACAAGAUGGGCAGCAUCCGCCACACGAUCUCGGUGAGAGUGAAGGCUGCUCCAUACUGGCUGGAUGAACCCCAAAACCUCAUUCUGGCCCCUGGUGAGGAUGGCAGGCUGGUGUGCCGAGCCAACGGGAACCCCAAGCCUGCAAUCCAGUGGCUGGUGAAUGGCGAGCCUAUAGAAGGUUCUCCCCCCAACCCGAGCCGAGAGGUGGCUGGAGACACCAUUGUAUUUCGAGAUACCCAGAUCGGCAGCAGUGCCGUGUACCAGUGCAACGCAUCCAACGAGCAUGGCUACCUCCUUGCCAAUGCCUUUGUCAGUGUCCUGGAUGUGCCCCCACGGAUACUGGCCCCUCGCAAUCAGCUCAUCAAAGUGAUCCAAAACAACAGGACUCGACUUGACUGCCCCUUCUUCGGCUCACCCAUCCCCACCCUGAGAUGGUUUAAGAAUGGCCAGGGGAACACGUUGGAUGGAGGAAACUACAAGGCACAUGAGAAUGGGAGCUUGGAGAUGGAGAUGGCUCGGAAGGAGGACCAGGGCAUCUACACUUGCGUCGCUACCAAUAUCCUGGGUAAAGCAGAGGCCCAGGUUCGCCUGGAGGUUAAAGACCCAACAAGGAUUGUGAGAGGCCCAGAAGACCAAGUGGUGAAGAGGGGCUCCAUGCCGCGCCUCCACUGCCGCGUAAAGCACGACCCUACGCUCAAACUCACCGUCACCUGGCUGAAAGAUGAUGCACCCCUGUACAUUGGGAACAGGAUGAAGAAAGAAGAUGAUGGUCUGACAAUAUAUGGUGUGGCUGAGAAGGACCAAGGGGACUAUACCUGCGUAGCCAGCACGGAGCUGGACAAGGACUCAGCUAAAGCCUACCUCACUGUACUGGCCGUCCCCGCUAACCGUUUGAGAGACUUACCCAAAGAACGACCCGACCGGCCCCGGGACUUGGAGCUGACGGACCUGGCCGAGAGGAGCGUGCGGCUGACGUGGAUUCCGGGUGAUGACAACAACAGCCCCAUCACAGACUACAUCGUCCAGUUUGAGGAGGACCGGUUCCAACCCGGUAUGUGGCAUAACCACUCCAGAUACCCUGGGAGCGUCAACUCGGCCAUCCUGAGCCUCUCUCCUUAUGUCAACUACCAGUUCCGGGUGAUAGCAGUGAACGAUGUGGGCAGCAGCCUGCCCAGUGUGCCCUCCGAGCGCUACCAGACCAACGGGGCACGUCCUGAAAUUAAUCCAACAGGAGUUCAAGGUGCAGGGACCCAGAAGAACAACAUGGAGAUAACCUGGACGCCUCUGAAUGCAACUCAAGCUUAUGGGCCCAACCUCAGGUACAUCGUGAGAUGGAGGCGAAGGGAACCCCGAGGGAGCUGGUACAAUGAGACAGUGAAGGCCCCAAGGCAUGUUGUCUGGAACACCCCCAUCUACGUACCCUACGAGAUCAAAGUGCAGGCAGAGAAUGACUUUGGCAGAGCACCGGAGCCUGACACCUACAUCGGCUAUUCAGGAGAAGAUUAUCCCAAGGCUGCACCUACGGAUGUUAGGAUAAGAGUUUUAAACAGCACUGCCAUUGCUCUGACCUGGACCCGGGUGCACCUGGACACCAUCCAGGGACAGCUCAAGGAGUACAGAGCCUAUUUCUGGAGAGACAGUAGUUUGCUGAAGAACCUGUGGGUCUCCAAAAAACGGCAGUAUGUGAGUUUUCCUGGAGACCGAAACCGGGGCAUAGUGUCCCGGCUGUUUCCUUACAGCAACUACAAGCUUGAGAUGGUUGUAACCAACGGGAGAGGAGAUGGGCCACGCAGUGAAGUUAAGGAGUUCCCUACACCAGAAGGAGUGCCCAGCUCCCCCAGGUAUUUAAGAAUCCGACAGCCAAAUCUGGAAAGCAUCAAUCUGGAGUGGGAUCACCCAGAGCAUCCCAAUGGAGUCAUCACAGGAUACAGCCUUAGAUAUCAAGCCUUUAACGGAUCCAAAACAGGCCGAACCCUGGUAGAGAACUUCUCUCCCAAUCAGACAAAGUUCACCCUGCAGAGGACAGACCCCAUCUCGCGCUAUCGCUUCUUCCUGCGUGCACGGACCCAGGUGGGAGAAGGAGAAACCCUAGUGGAGGAGUCACCAGCCUUGCUGAAUGAAGCCACGCCAACCCCAGCUGCAACUGGGGUGCCUCCAACUACAGUCGGUCUAACCAGUACUACAACAACUCCAACUACUACCACUACUACCGACACAACUACUACCACUACCGACACAACUACCACCACCACAGCCGCCACCACCGCCGCAAGCACUACAGCAGCUACAGAGAGGGCUCCGGCAGCCACCACAAAGCAGGAGUUGGCCACCAAUGGAUCGUCCAUAUGGGACAUAAGAGCUAUGGCUAAUAGUAACUGGGCAAACAUCACCUGGAGCCACAAUUACUCUGCAGGAACUGACUUUGUGGUUAAGUAUAUCACCAGUAACAACACAGAGAAAUCUAUCUCUGUUAAAGCUCAGACCCCUUCCUCUGUGCAGCUGGCGAAUCUGACGCCGGGAAUGAUGUACAAGCUGUGGGUGUUCCCCAUAUGGUCUAGCCCCAGCGAACACUCGUACAUAACCUUUACCACCAGCUCAGCUUACACCAAGAACCACGUGGACAUCGCCACGCAGGGCUGGUUCAUCGGGCUGAUGUGUGCCAUCGCUCUCCUGGUCCUCAUCCUGUUGAUCGUCUGCUUCAUUAAAAGGAGCAGAGGUGGGAAAUACCCAGUCCGAGACAAUAAAGACGAGCAUCUCAAUCCCGAAGACAAGAACGUAGAAGAUGGGUCGUUCGACUACAGCGAUGAAGACAACAAGCCCCUGCCCAACAGCCAGACCUCCUUGGACGGCACGAUAAAGCAGCAGGAGAGUGACGAUAGCUUGGUGGACUAUGGAGAGGGGGGAGAAGGGCAGUUUAAUGAGGACGGCUCCUUUAUCGGCCAGUACACGGUGAAGAAGGACAAAGAGGAGACUGAAGGCAACGAGAGCUCGGAAGCCACCUCCCCAGUCAAUGCUAUCUACUCGUUGGCAUAGCGCAAUGCACUGAAACCACAAAGAGCUGGAGGUGUUUGUAGUGGAUGGGGGUUAAACAACAGCCGCCGCCACCUCCAACAGCAACGUGUGAAUGAAGCAACCAACAAUGACAAGAAAAAACACAAAAAAAAAAAAGAAAAAUAAGUUUAAAACCCCAAGCAAAAGGCAGCCCAGGGGCUGCUGAUGCCAUCUUAUCCUUAGCAAACAAGCAAACAGCAAGGACUCCCGGGGCGCGGAUGGGUUGUAGCUGUAGCUGAAAGCUGGGCUGAGCCACAGGGGCUGGAGGAGCGGGAUGCUCGAGCUGCACCCCAGCUUCGGGGCUGGUCCCAGUACCCUGAGCCAGCCUGGUGAGGGACAAGUGGUGGGCUCGGCUGCCCAGGCCCACCCCCCCCGAGGCCCCUUUGGUUCUUUUUGGGAGGGAGUUCACAAUUCUUCUUUUUAAUCUUUACAGGAAGGUUCCAGAUAAGAGGGGAGGGGGGAAAGAAAUCAGAAGGCGAGUUUGGGGAGGGGAAAGGGGUGAGCAGAGCCUGGGCAGAGCAGCAGAAAUGCACGACAGGAGGAAAACUGUGGAUCUUUGGGUAGCGACACCACGGCACUGUAUGACUGAGAUGUCCAUCCUCACAGCAGCACCUUGCCCACAGCCUCUCCCAAGCUGUCAGCACCACCACCUCCUUCCCAACAGAUCAAGCAGCACCUAUGCAGGGAAGGGCAGGUUCCCACCACUUCCCUUGGCACCGUAACUCACAUCGGUGCUAAGGCUCUGCCACCCAUCCCCACUGCAAAGCCCACGGGGAGGUCACCCCCCACCCCGCAGGGCUCCAGAGCAUCCUCAGAGACAAGAGGCUGCAGAAGAGCUUGUGGGAUUUGUGGAAGGACAUCGAGGUGCCGCUCACCCUCCGGGCCCUGGAGAACAGCAUUGCUUGCCUGGGUAACUGUAGGCAAACCAUGGGUUUAGUCUUUGCUUUGUAAGAAAUUGGGGGGGGAACUUCCCCCGGACCAUGCCUGCUUUCUUUUAAAGGCAACUCCAUGUAUCUUAUGUAGCAAAGAGGAAGUGGAAGCAGGACCAGUAUUAACACAGGAUGAGGGGACCAGAAAUCACUUAUUUAAAACCAGAUAGAAUCAAAGGUCAGGAUGAGAAGCACCCAAGGGACUGGGUGGAGGAUCCCCCGCGGCUCCCGAUCAGCAGCUUGCACAGUUCAGGGAUGUGCAUCCUUUGGGAGCCAGGGAGAAAGGCAGGACCCGAGGUCCACACCUUCCCCCGGCACCAGGGAUGAGCCAGCUCGACAGUGUUUUCCACUAAAUUCCCCUCCUCAUCUCUGACAGUGGCCUUUCCCCCCCUCUCCAUCAAUCAACCUGAGCGAGACCCUUCCAGGAGCGAGCACCGGAGCAGACUCCCCUCCGCUGUCUUACUCACAUAUCAAGAGAACACGCCAUGUAUGUUAACCCAUUAACACACGGUAACAAGCAGCUCGGGUAGGAGUGCUCCUUCUCAUGCCUUACACAGCUUCGGACUUCCCGUGAAGUUUCAUGAACUGAUCCUCUUCCCCCCCCUCCCGCUUACGCGCCCCUAACGCGAUGGGCUUCGAGCCGCCAGAGCGGCAGGAGUAGGAUGGAUGCCUGGGCAGCUCCCAGCGGAGAGCGCACGGAUCAUUGUAGAAGGUAGAGUUUGUAACAGACCGUCCUCAGUGGCCAAUGCCAUGUGUAUUCUCCUGCUUCCCGCACUUUUGAAAACCAAAGGUACCUUCGCUGAGAGAGAGCAGAUUCCCUCAUGGAUGGCGAGCGAUGUUCAGAUGGAUUUUGCUUUCAUUCUUUUUCCAAGGAGGGUGUUUUUGUUCGGCAGAAUGGAUUACACGCAACAGGAUUAAUGCAAUUCUUUUAGCUUUCAAGCUGGUUUGCUAUGAAGACAUACUGCUAACAAGAAUACUACUAAUAGGGAUUGUUGAGAUGGGACUUUGCCACAUUCUUUAAGCUGCUAAUGGCACAACUAUCCUGCCCUUCAGGGAAGAGCCCGGACCCAGUCAGCACCCGCGCAGCAACCACUGGCUGGACCACAUAGAGCAAACAGGAGAGGGCUGGAUGCAAACCCAACAGCAAAGGAGCUACACCAUAGGAGCCAUGGAGGGGUUAGGCUGGUGUUAACAGGCAGAGCCCCCCCACUAGAGCCAGGGGGGCUCCUGCUACCCCAGGGCACCACACAGGAACCCAUCUGCAGGGUCCUCCAUCCAUGUCACCUUACAGAGCAGGAGCCAUGCCUCUCGCUGCUACCAUCAGUGUAGAUGCAUUCAUGAGACAAGCCAAUUUCUACCGCUGCCACUCGCCACUGAUCUGGUUUAAGGAGACAUCUCCCAGCCCAUUCCCAGGACAUGCAGCAGUUGUAUUCCGUUUUUAAGCAAGCACACCAGGCCAAACCACUUCCCAAGCCUAUGGCUGUCCUUACAACGUUGAGUUGGUGUAAAAUCUUGCCCAAGCACCAGUGGAAAUGAGGAGAGAAAGAAACUACAGCCUCUGACGUGGAAAAGCCUCCACUGCUGGAGCUGGGCAUCUUCAUCACCCCCAGCACAUCAGAUCCUCGCUGCUUUGUGGACCAACCGCUAACGGGGACCACAAGACCCUUGGCUACCAUGCAACACCUCCAAACCUCAAGGAAUUGGUCAGGCAUUCCUGGAAGCAGGACAGUCUGUGUCAUGUAUCUGUAUUACGUGCCAUUUAUAUUAAAGCCUGUGUUUCUGUCCUGUCAUUAACCGCCAUUUUCCUAAGCAAACCUCUCUUUGGAAUUGGUUUCACCCUUUGCACUGCGUGCCUCGGGAGGGAAGGAGCUGACCUCAGCCCAGCCAGUCCUGCCCUUGCCCCCAAAAGCCUCACGAAACCAGUGACAGAGUCCUACCACCACGUUACUUUAAGUAACCAGAAAAGGAAGGAGAUGUCUGCAGAGGACCUGGGGAACAAAGGGCUCAGUGCAAGUUACCUGUAGCCUCAAACAUUAGCUCACUGUAAAAAUUACUCCAAAAUUAGAAGGUGUAGUAAAAAUUUCAACAUUUCUUUGAAACUUCCCCCACAGUUCUGGAGCCUGAAGGGAAUUCUAAGUUCAAAACUCAUCCUGAGCUUCACAUUUUUUUACUCCCUUUAUUAAAGAUUCAGUAGAUGUUUGCAUGCGCAGUUACUGCGUCACAGGGAGCAAAGCCCUUGGCUUGCUCCAACCACCAAAACCACUGCAGGGUGACCCCACACCACCCCCAAAAUGCAUUCACCCCACAGGAGCAUCGUGGCCAUGCUUCUGAGUGAGCAUCCAUUGAGCACUAGGAGAGGGAUGGAGACCCUGCAGGAGGACCGCCUCUGUCUGGGUGUGCUCUGUGCCACUGAUCGUGCCUGCCUGUCCCUGGUGUCACCCCAUAAGAGCUGCUUUGCUUCUCCAUCCCCAGCUGUCCCUCUCCAGCCUAGUCACCUCCACUGCUGCCUAUAGCGUAACCUCCAGGGUGAGCAGCAUGCUCAGGAGGGAUCUGUACCAGCUCCAAGGGCUGGACCCCUCCUAAGGGAUCAGCCUCCAUCACAGGGUUGACCAUCCCUCUCUGGGAUCUGCACAGCCCCCCUGGAGCAGGACACACCACCUUUUCCAGAAGAUACAUCUCCAUAAAGGGUUUAAAUUAGGCACCAACACUUAACAAACAAAGAAGAGACAGGCUCAAAAUCAACCUGGGGAAAACACAGUCUGGGUCCAGCUCCCAUCUUCCAAAUUUGAGCCUGUUUCUAAAACAGUCUGAGCCAAAACCUCAUCCAGAGACAAAAUCCAGACUCUGCCAACUGCAUCCGAGCGCAGGGACGCAGCCUGCGCCUCCCCAGCACGGCACCUUUGGCUGCUUGGAGCCCUGCACGUGCCAUGAACCACAGAAGCACAAGUAUGGGACACAAGAGGACACUUGCUGUGUUUAUGCGACCUUGAGGCUGCUCCUAUUCUCCCUGAAGUGAUGCUGCAUCUGGUCAUGAUGUCCCAAAAACAGCCCCCUGUCAGCACUUCCUUCUUGCAGAUCCCGAGUCCAUGUGUUACAGUCACUUAUGUGUCGCGCUGGGGGAGCAGGAUGGGUGCACAGCACCAGCCACCACUGGAGCCCCUUGCUGUGCCUUACCUUGGCAUGCAGCACUGCUCCAUCCAUGCCACCGGCUGUCUUGGCGAGUCCCAGCACCUCUCCUCAGCGCGCAGGUCCCAGCAGAGCUGCGAGUCCAACGUGCACCGUCCGUCGUACCAGGCUUGAUGUGUGCUAGCAGCACCCCGUGCCAGUUAAGCAAUAAGCAAACCUUGUGGAAAAUAAAGAAGAGACCACGUUCUAUUUCUUGCACUAAGACCUGUUUUAUUAACGAGAAUAACAAAGCUUCUCUGGUCCUAACAAAACCCAACGUGUCAGUAGCUCCCCAUGCCCAGCAGCGCCUGUCUCUCCAUGUCCUUCACAAGCGGGCAUCGGGCUUUGGUCGUCCAACCCAGUCUAAACCCCACAUCAAACCCAGAGCAAAGUCCUCCCUUUGCAGUCCAGAGUUCUCAGUGUUUGUUCCUCCUGCUCACAUCAGAAGGGAAGUAUUGGGCUGUUUCAUUUCUCUUUAAUUUGUAAAUAUCUCGCGAUCCAUCCAUCCUCUCUGUAAAACCUCCUGGUUGUUCUCAAGUAUUCUAUGUAUUUAUUUGCCUUUUCUUUUUUGAAAGCAAAAAAACCCACCACCUCUGCGUUAACCCACUUGUUCCAAUGAGAAAUGUACAGCUGAGGCUGUAAAAUUAACAAGUUUACAGCAAGAUGAUUUAUGGACUAUGGAAAAAGAGUGUUUAAUAUAAGGACUUAUAAACCGACUGCAUGAGAUGAACGAAGGCCAAAAUACUCAGAUACCAUUUUUUUUUGAAUCACUGUAAAACAAGAACAGACUGGAUUUUUUUGUAUAGAGAACACUAAACAUAUAAUAAAACAUUGUUCAAAACUCGA